Messenger RNA from Parnassius mnemosyne (clouded apollo), 816 nucleotides. NCBI's taxonomy places the organism in Eukaryota, Metazoa, Arthropoda, Insecta, Lepidoptera, Papilionidae. The record is from the annotation of a GenBank genome assembly.
UUGGUCGCGUGUGCGCAGCGCGCGGCGCGCGAGUGUGGCGAGGAGCUGAAGCGUGCGCGCGCGGAGCUGGCGGCGGCGCGCUCGGGCGAGGCGGAGGCGAAGCGCGCGCUGGCGGCCGCCGCCGCGGCGGAGCGCCAGCGCCGCGCCGAGCACACGCAGCUGCGCCAGGCGCACGCCGCGCUGCAGCACAAGGUGUCGACGUGGCGCGUGUCAGAACGCGCGUCGCUGGAGCGGCGGCUGUCGGAGGAGCGGCGCGCGCGCGCGGCCGCCGAGCAGCAGCUGCAGCGCGCCAGGAACACCUCGCGCACGCCCAACGGCGAGUGCAGCAGCUCGGGGUGCGGGGCGCGGCGCGCGGCGCACGAGGCGGAGGCGGGCGCGCUGCGCCACGAGCUGGCGGCCGCGCGCGCGCAGCUGCAGCAGCUGCAGCACGACCUGCAGGCCGCCAACGAACAGGUGCGUUCGCUGGAGGCGCAGCGCUCGGACAACGGGUCGCCGCUGCGGCUAGCGGAGGCGUGGCGCGCGCUGCAGGAGCGCGCCGCGCACCUCGAGCGCGCGCUCUCCGCCGAGACGCGCGUCAAGCUGGACCUGCUGUCCGCGCUCGGGGACGCCAAGCGGCGUCUGCACAUACAGGAAGGCACAAUAUCAAAACAAGAAAAAGAAUUAGAGGAACUGAAAGCUCAAAUGUUGGCGGUGAUGCCUACGGAAUUCAUGACGCCAGUCAGCAGUUCAGUCUCCAAAUUGCGUCUAUCCGACGGAUCGCCGCUGGACCCAAACGCCUCCGUCUACACGCCGAAACAACUCAUGUCCGACGCCUGA